AUGGAGAGGAUUGCGUCCUUAGGGACCGGCAUCGCAGAGGUCGUUGUUCCAACAUAUGAAGCCUACAGCGCACUCCUGCAGAGGCCAGAAACCAAAGCCGCGAUUAAAAGCGUCAAGAGAGAAACAUUUUCAUACGGACCCCACAAAAGACACAAACUUGACUUGUACAGUCCUCCCGGUAUUGCAGAUCACGUCUCGCAAAGACCUCGACCAGUCUUGAUCUUCACUUACGGCGGUGCUUUUGCGAAUGGUGAUAGGAUCCUUGAUGGAAUUGACGGAGGUUUAGUGUACGCUAACGUGGGCGCUUUCUUUGCAUCAGAGGCCAACUUUGACACCAUCGUUCUGGACUAUCGCCUCCUCAAACACGGUGCGAAGUAUCCCUCAGGGGGCGAAGAUUUUGGGCUAGGUCUCCAGUGGGUUCAGGACAGGUAUCAGCAUGGAGGACGAAGGGAAAUAUAUGUCAUCGCCAAUUCUGCAGGUGCGGUUCACCUCAGUACAUGGCUGUUCUCACCGAGAUUUGCCAAAGAGCGAUUGCAACUGUUGAGCGCCUCGAGUGAAGUGCGGCUGACAAAAGUGGUGUUCCUGGGAUGCCCGUUUCGACUGGACUAUCAUGGGGGAAUGAAACCUGUGUUGGAAGUGUACUACGGCACCGAGGAAGACACCAAGAGGGCUGAGCCCACCCAAUUGAUGUUGACAGGGAUCCGGGAAAAGGACUCCAUCGACAUGACCGUGAUGCCGGGUAUUCUGACUGCGGUUGCGGAGUUAGACCCAAGCUUCAUUGUCGAGCCCGGGCAAGAGUUCUCCAAGCUUUGGAGAGAAUGUGGCGGCAAGGGUGAUCACUUGGUUUUGAGGGGGCAUAACCAUAUCAGUCCUCCACUUUCUCUGGGGACUGGUUCAAGGGAAGAGGAGCACUGGGGUCAUCAAGUGGUUGGAUGGCUUCGAGGCGAGGCUUUAUGA
Molecule: messenger RNA, 957 nt
Organism: Exophiala aquamarina CBS 119918
Lineage: Eukaryota; Fungi; Ascomycota; Eurotiomycetes; Chaetothyriales; Herpotrichiellaceae
Exons: 1
Coding region: 1-957 (318 amino acids)
Source: RefSeq, a predicted model, not a curated record